CCUUCUUGGUGUACAAGAAAUAAGUACUUAUCACCACCAUACGUCCCUGCAAUUGCCUGCGGACUUCACAUUAUCUGAACUCCUCCGUUGUCUUGCCAAAAAAGAGACGUCUCAUUAGUUUCGUUGAAACGAGCCAGAAAGAUGUCUACAACUACUACGCUGGAGAAGACCGAGGUCAAGACUUCUACCCCAGACCCACAUCAAUACGACUUUAGCCGUCUCCAACCGUAUGUGCAUCCUCCCGAGACGAAAGCCGACCUCCCAUGGUCCGAACUGGUCACUCUCGAUCUCGAAGACUUCCACCAACCAGGCGGAAAGGAAAGACUGGCCAAGCAACUUGAGCAUGCUGUACACCACGUUGGAUUCUUCUACGUCAAGAACUAUGGUAUACCACAAGAGGAAGUCGAUCACCAAUUCACAUUGGCCAAGAACUUUUUCGAGCUUCCUACCGAAGAGAAAGAGAAGUAUGAAGUCAAUUACAGUAUAGCCGACUACAACGGCUGGCGUCGACUGGGCCUUCGCAGCCAGAACAACGUCAAGGACAACUACGAAAUGUACAACUUUGCCAAAUUCACAAAGGAUUUCGAGGGCAAGUACAAUCAUCCCGACCUGAUCAAGGCUCACCUAGCCGAGAUCGAGUCCUUCCACCGCGCGCUCCACGCCAAUGUGGUGCUGCCGUUGUUGCGCCUGUUCGCUAUUGUCCUUCAACUGCCCGACGAGGAAUAUCUCGUCAAGCAACACACAUACGAGAAGAAGAGCGAAGACCACUUCCGAUACAUGUUGUACCACCCGAGAACGGAAGAGGAAUGGAAGGCCAGUGGUUACGGCUCCACAGGCGGACACACCGAUCUGGGCACGGUGACGCUGCUAUUCCGCCAGCCCGUCGCUGGUCUGCAGAUCCUCGGUGAGGACGGCAACUGGACUUGGGUUUCUGCUCAGCCGGGCACCAUCACCGUGAACCUCGCAGAUACCAUCUCUCACUUGACCGGUGGAUGGCUGAAGAGUUCGGUUCAUCGUGUCGUUGCACCGCCUGAAGAUCAGCGCCAGUAUAAGCGGACUGGUCUGCUGUAUUUUGCUCGCCCACAUAAUGAGACUGUGUUGGUACCCAUCACCGACUCGCCGGUACUGCAGAAGGCUGGUGUCAAGCCUCGUUUCGAGAAAGAGGUCACCAUGGAAGAAUGGGUUAGAGCUAAGCAGACUUUGCAGUUGAAUCCGGAUAUUGCGGCGAAGAGGUAUGCCGAGAGAGGUGAUGGCACUGUCGAGGUUCUUGCCGGCUUCAGAGACCAAAAGUAUAAGGAGUAGGUAGACCAUGCAGCUGAUGCAUCCUGGCGAAGCUUUCACAUUGACGGCCAAUGACCCUGCGAUCUUUCGGAUGUUCUGUAGACCGUAGUACUAUCCAUCCCAGGCGCCAUGCACCCCUCAAGCUCGAACAGCAACCACAAAAAGCCGAGGAUACUUGAGACACACCUUUCCGUCAUAGAGUGGAUCAUACGCCUCCCUGAUCUUCGCCAGAUACAUGUCCAUGAACUCCUUCCGCUCGUUUUCGUCAAGCGGAUCAAUAUAAGGUCUAAGCCCA
This is a messenger RNA of Exophiala viscosa, 1576 nucleotides long. RefSeq names its product gibberellin 2-oxidase. Gene Ontology annotation, molecular function: 2-oxoglutarate-dependent dioxygenase activity. The record is from RefSeq and is a predicted model, not a curated record. Bases 142 to 1302 code for a protein of 386 amino acids. Lineage: Eukaryota; Fungi; Ascomycota; Eurotiomycetes; Chaetothyriales; Herpotrichiellaceae. The transcript has a single exon.